AUGCAUUCAGAGUGCCGUUCGGAUUGCCGCGCUACUGUAGCGCCUCCGAAAUGUUUGUUGAGAGGCGUGUUGAUAGCUUUUAUGCUGUUAUUCGCAAGAGGAGUGCAUCUGCGCUUCAGAGGUUACGAACUAGCUCGAACGGCAUUCUGUGUGCACUGGCUGACCGUUGAGACUCGGAAAUACUGCGCCACUGGAUACGGAUACAUGCUGUCUAAGAAUGACGAUUAUUGUUUUUGUAUUACAGAAUUUGAAAUGAAUGAAGCGCCUUUUGAUUGGUUGAUUAUGGCCAAAUCAAUAAAAGGUCUUAAGGCUUUAAGUGAAUCGCUAAACGCAAUUAAUGUACGAUUUGAUCAGAAUAUUGUUGUAGCUUUUCCUGAUCAUGGGUGGCGAAAGAAAGGAAAUCUGGAUAUUUAUGUUAUUCAAGUUUUUAAAAUGCGACUGAAUUCAACUCUAUUAGUGGCUUUUUUAGGUGAAUGGAAUCAAAAGCAAUCGAUGCGUUCUGUCAACGCUCCUUAUCCAGUUGAGGCUCGCAACUUGAUGGGCGAGAUUUUUAUCGUUGGUAGAUGUAAUUCUUCUAAGGACGGCUCAACUGUAUCUGACGAAGAGGCUUCUUCAACACCAGAAUUAUUAGAUAACGUUUUGGACUUUCUGACGCAGCGCUUAAAUGCAACAUCACUAUCUCGAUACUACGUUAAACUGGGUUACCGGUCAUAUGAAGGCGCUUGGACUGGACUUCUCGGGGCCCUGAUGGAACACUCAGUGGAUAUAGCUCUCGAGCCAGUAACUGCUGUAACAUCGCGACAAUCUGAUAUGGAUUUCAUAUUUCCCAUUACAAGAACAAUGUGCAACAUAUAUAUUCGUCACCAAGAAACGUCUGCUGUACGGGAUAUUUUCUUAGCUCCAUUCAGCCCUCAAUUAAUAGCCUGUGCCGUUUGUGUGGCUUUGGUAGCUUCCAUAACAAUGAUGAUAAUAAGCAAAACAUGUCUUACGGCUAGAUAUAUGAGCUUUACUGAUGCUAUUAUUUGGUCCAUGGGUAUUCUCUGUCAGCAAGGUAGUUCUUGGAGACCAAGUAAUGCAGCGGCGAGUGUUGUAUUAAUAGUCAGUUUAUUAUUCGCAUUGGUGAUAUAUAAUGCAUACGCUGCAUUUAUAACGUCUGUGCUCUCGGUUCGCGUCGCUACUGUAGCGUCGUUAGCAGACGUACUGCAGUCAUCUAACAUAAAAAUCGGAUACGUGAGAAAUGGAGCCGACCAAAUGUAUUUAAUGUCAACAAAAGAUGUACAGCUUAACGCAUUCUAUAUCCGUGGUUAUUCUGAAGCCGAGAACUUAGUGUCGUCAACCGAGGAAGGAUUAGUUCGCGCUGCGAUUCAAGAUUAUGCAUUUUUUUCAGGCCAGCGAGCGGCUCGAACUACUAUUCGGUCUUUGAGCCAAGCGCGUGGUCGUUGUGCGCUACGUGAGUUGCCAGUGUUGUCGACGCGUGCGCAGGUGGCUUUUCCUCUUCCUAGUGGCUCGCCAUAUGCAAGACCUGUGCUUAUUAGUUUACUACAGUUACGAAGCGGAGGUAUUUUAGCACGGCUCGAGGCAGCUUUGGUUCCGAGUAUGCCCCAGUGUGAACCAUCUUCAGGUUUCGCUUCCGCCCGCGCUGCUGACGUUAAGACAGCACUCUUUGUCAUCCUUACAGGAUACGUUAUUGCGAUUCUUAUAGGUAUCGCUGAAUAUUUGUGGGAAAAUCGAAAGGAUAUAAAACGACACUUGAGGCGACGCUGGCGACAGAUUUUCAAUUCUAAAGAUCACAUUGUCAACAAAAAUUCAUCUCUUCAAUAG
Vanessa atalanta (red admiral) is the source of this 1821-nucleotide messenger RNA. Its product is annotated as probable glutamate receptor. Gene Ontology annotation, molecular function: ligand-gated monoatomic ion channel activity. Bases 1 to 1821 code for a protein of 606 amino acids. The record is from RefSeq and is a predicted model, not a curated record. Gene Ontology annotation, cellular component: membrane. The transcript has 11 exons. Lineage: Eukaryota; Metazoa; Arthropoda; Insecta; Lepidoptera; Nymphalidae.